AACAAAAAAAUGUAAUUGCGAAUUUACGACGUGAAGCUUAUUUGAUCGAACAUACGUUUCGUAAUGUUUAGGUUUUUACGAAGGUACCGAUAUAAAAGUGGACGCGCAUGGCAUUCCGACAAUGUUAUAUAAGAGUUGUGUUUCUUGUUCACGCGCGUAUGUUCCCACCUUCCUUCCGCCUUUGCGGACAUGUAAUUUCCAUUGUUAGAGGGGUCAAUCGACUAUCUUUUCAAUAUAAUAGAUCCUACUUGCCACCAGUUAACCUGUCCGUAUAAAGUAAUAAUAAAGGAAGAAGAUGGCAGACGAAACGUUAUAUAGCUAGCUUGCUAAACAGUUAUGGCGGUUUAUUCGAUUGAGGCUAGAAAGCGAUAAAUGACAUUUCGGAAAUGUUAGUUAGGUAGCUAACGUUAACUUGUGGCUACCUGGCUAGUUACCGUUAGCUAGCUAGGUAGCUGACAUUGUCCUGUUACAAACUACUUAUUUAACUAGUUAGACAUUUUACAUUCUGAAUUAACGUUACUAAUUAUACGUAAAUGUGUAUAGCAUCAGCCAGUUAGCGUUCUAGUAGCGACCAUCUCAUAGCUUGGCUGUGUAGCGUGAGCUAGCUAGGUUAGGUAAUUUACUAGGUUAGAUUGUUGUUGCCAGUCACUGUUUUAUAAAAUAACAAAUGGCUGGGAUGGCGACUGUGACCACCCUUCGAUUGCCUAUAGGCAUACGGACAUUCAAUGAGUUGCGAGAUGUCUCUGCAUUUGGCAAAAAACGGUUGAAUACAGUGUUGGGGCCAAGAAUACGGAUUAAACAGCCAAUCAGAUAUGUGACAUCUUGUGGCAUCCUUAUGACCAGAAACCCCAGGUUUCUUAUCCAUUUGGACAGGAGGACAACUAUCAUUCCCCCCAGCAGAACCUUCCUUAGUCUGGCCAACAAGAAGAAACAGUAUUCAGAACGAAGAAUCAUUGGUUACUCGAUGCAGGAGAUGUAUGAUGUGGUGGCCAACGUGGACGAUUAUAAGCACUUUGUUCCGUGGUGUAAGAAAUCUCAGUUCAUCAUGCAGAGAGCCAGUCAUGCUAAAGCCAAACUAGAAGUGGGUUUCCCCCCUAUAGUCGAGAGAUACACCUCCAUGAUCACCAAUGUGCGCCCUCAUCUAGUCAAGGCUGUAUGCACAGAUGGUAAACUGUUCAACCACUUGGAGACAAUAUGGCGUUUCAGCCCUGGAAUACCUGGUUAUCCCAGAACCUGUACUGUUGAUUUCUCUAUAUCUUUUGAGUUUCGCUCUUUGCUACACUCGCAGUUAGCGACGGUCUUCUUUGAUGAGGUCGUGAAGCAAAUGGUUGUUGCCUUCGAGGGCCGAGCUUGCAUCAAGUACGGCCCAGAGACUAAAAUACCCAGAGAACUCAUGUUCCAUGAGGUGAACCAAACGUGAGCCUCCAUGUGCUUGUACAUAUAUGGGAAAUUCACACGUUUUUCCCACUUUCAACCCAUUACAUUUUGUGGACGACCAUUAGAUAGAUGACUGUUGUUGGACACGGUUGAAGUGGGGAAUGGAUCUCCAGCUUGACUGCUUGAACAACACAGCCACCACUUGCAUUUGAGAAGAGCAUCAUUUCAGACUGGGACCAUCCUCUGUAUGCACUGGAUUCUUAGGCCAUUCUCCUAUUUAUUGCCAAUUUGCUGCAGAGCCUGAUAUUUACUGAAGCAAAUUCCAUAUUUUGUCAAGUGUAAUGAAUUGUCAGGCUUUCAAGAUUAUUUUUACCAAUCCAGUAAAUACUUCAGCUAGUUAACUGGGGACUCAUAAGAGAACUGAACAUAAUAUAUUUUGGGUGGUCAGAAUUACCAUGUCACACCCAUUUGAUUUUCAUAAGAUGUUUUAACUGGUUUGAAUCAUGUCCACACAUUAAAUCUAUGUAGAAAUAUAAAUACAACAAUUUAACAGAGUGUGUGUAUAUAAAUUCACUAUGCCCUAAUCUAUAGAUUUCACGACUGGGAUUACAGAUAUGCAUUUGUUGGUCAGAUAGCUUUAAAAAAUUGGCCUCACAAUAGGGCUCAGGAUCUCGUCACACUAUCUCUGUGCAUUCAAAUUUCCAUCAAUAAACUGCAAUUGUGUUCCUUGUCCGUAGCUUUUGCCUGCCCAUAUCAUAACCACACCGCCAUUGAAAGGGAGAUUUAUAUCGCUUUCCUAUAACAUUCCCCUGAUUUGUCUUAAUGUUUAUUUUGGGGUAAAGACAUUUUACAUUUUAACGUCAUAUUAAUCUCCAGCACCACCCCAACAAAUGUGAAAACAGCAUGUUUAUGUUUUGGAAAAGUUUACAAUGACAUCCCGUGUGCAUUGUGAUUUUAACCAAUUAUGAGUAGGCAUUGCCUACUAAUUGGAAACACUUAGAGGAAGACAUCUUUUACCUCAAAGCAUAAACACUCCCAUUUUCACAUAGGUUGGAGUGGUGCUGGAGAUGUUGAAAAGGGGUGAUUCUGUUGGUGGGAAUCAGGGCUCUUAAGGUCCUGCCAGCCAUUACCACCCCGUUUUUGUAUGUAUUUUAGACUUUAAAACAAAAGCCAAUAAACUAAAGUACAA
Messenger RNA from Oncorhynchus gorbuscha (pink salmon), 2566 nucleotides. RefSeq names its product coenzyme Q-binding protein COQ10 homolog B, mitochondrial-like. Gene Ontology annotation, cellular component: mitochondrion. NCBI's taxonomy places the organism in Eukaryota, Metazoa, Chordata, Actinopteri, Salmoniformes, Salmonidae. The coding region runs from base 668 to 1420 and encodes 250 amino acids. The transcript has 5 exons. Gene Ontology annotation, biological process: ubiquinone biosynthetic process; cellular respiration. The record is from RefSeq and is a predicted model, not a curated record. Gene Ontology annotation, molecular function: ubiquinone binding.